AAGAUAAAAUAGAAAACAGUAGACAUAUUUUUGAAAAAAUGAAUAAUAUUUAUAAAUACUGUUAUGCUUUAAAAUGGAAAAAUGAAACAAAAGGAUUCAGUUGUUUAAAUGGACAGAUAGUAUUAGCACCUCUUCUUCCAGCUUCACAAAUUUUGUAUAAUUUACUUACACAAAAUGAUUCAAUAUUAGAUGAACCUUAUGUUAUUCAAAUAAGAACUUAUAAUCAGGUUCUUGCAUUUAUAUCUUUAG
This is a messenger RNA of Funneliformis mosseae, 249 nucleotides long. Lineage: Eukaryota; Fungi; Glomeromycota; Glomeromycetes; Glomerales; Glomeraceae. The record is from the annotation of a GenBank genome assembly.